GCCUUGUGCCUCGGCGGGGCCUGUGGUCAGGCGGGGCCCGCGUGCCCAGGUGGGGUGAGCCUGACGGCUGAGCCUCGCUCCGCCAAGGGUCCGGGGUCUGGCCUGGCUGCCGGUGGGAGCUGCUGGUGCCCGCAGGGAGCAUUUCCAUUUGGAGAGGUGACUUAAAAUCCCCGUGUGGGACCUGCUUGGCUAGCUCUCCUGUCGGGAUUGUGCAAGAAAGGCCCCUGCUGCCUGGAGGCCUGCCUCGUGCUGGUGGGGAGAUGUUUCCUUUGAAAUGCGAUGUGCGUUCAACUUCUUUUUUUCACUCUCAUUCAUUACUCAUCCCCUUUCUUUUUUCUUUUCUUUUUUAACCAGAUAAGUCCCGUUUCUUCUGUGGAGGGUACGCAGUUAAAGCCUUGAUUUCCUGGAUCUGGUAACAUGGCAAAAGAUGGCAGUCUAAUUGAAGCCAACGGAGAACUAAAGGUCUUUAUAGACCAGAACCUUAGUCCUGGGAAAGGUGUGGUGUCUCUUGUAGCCGUACACCCGUCCACAGUGAACACACUUGGAAAGCAGCUUUUGCCAAAAACCUUCGGACAGUCCAAUGUCAAUAUCACACAGCAAGUGGUGAUUGGCACGCCUCAGAGACCAGCAGCAUCCAACACUAUUGUGGUAGGAAGCCCACACACUCCCAACACGCACUUUGUGUCCCAGAACCAGACGUCUGACUCCUCACCUUGGUCUGCUGGGAAGCGGAACAGGAAGGGUGAGAAGAAUGGCAAGGGCCUGCGGCAUUUCUCCAUGAAGGUGUGUGAGAAGGUGCAGAGGAAAGGAACCACCUCCUACAAUGAGGUGGCUGACGAGCUGGUGGCAGAGUUCAGUGCUGCCGACAACCACAUCCUACCAAACGAAUCAGCUUAUGACCAGAAGAACAUCCGGCGGCGUGUCUACGAUGCCUUAAAUGUGCUAAUGGCCAUGAACAUCAUCUCCAAGGAGAAGAAGGAGAUCAAAUGGAUCGGCCUGCCCACCAACUCAGCUCAGGAGUGCCAGAACUUAGAGGUAGAGAGGCAGCGGAGGCUCGAGAGGAUCAAACAGAAGCAGUCACAACUCCAGGAGCUCAUCCUGCAGCAAAUUGCCUUCAAGAACUUGGUGCAGAGAAAUCGCCAAGCAGAGCAGCAGGCCCGCAGGCCGCCUCCUCCCAACUCUGUCAUCCACUUGCCCUUCAUCAUUGUCAACACCAGCAGGAAGACAGUCAUUGACUGCAGCAUCUCCAAUGACAAAUUCGAGUAUCUGUUUAAUUUUGACAACACGUUUGAAAUCCACGAUGACAUUGAGGUGCUCAAGCGCAUGGGCAUGGCGUGUGGGCUGGAGUCUGGCAACUGCUCUGCUGAAGACCUCAAGGUGGCCAGAAGUUUGGUACCAAAAGCUCUAGAACCAUACGUGACAGAAAUGGCUCAGGGAUCCAUUGGUGGAGUAUUCGUCACGACAACCGGUUCUACAUCCAAUGGCACAAGGCUUUCUGCCAGGUGACAGCAGCUGGGGG
Molecule: messenger RNA, 1519 nt
Organism: Mus pahari (shrew mouse)
Lineage: Eukaryota; Metazoa; Chordata; Mammalia; Rodentia; Muridae
Gene: Tfdp1
Product: transcription factor Dp-1
Exons: 10
Coding region: 418-1506 (362 amino acids)
Biological process (GO): regulation of transcription by RNA polymerase II; regulation of cell cycle
Cellular component (GO): nucleus; transcription regulator complex
Molecular function (GO): RNA polymerase II transcription regulatory region sequence-specific DNA binding; DNA-binding transcription factor activity, RNA polymerase II-specific
Source: RefSeq, a predicted model, not a curated record